Molecule: messenger RNA, 1248 nt
Organism: Linum trigynum
Lineage: Eukaryota; Viridiplantae; Streptophyta; Magnoliopsida; Malpighiales; Linaceae
Source: the annotation of a GenBank genome assembly
AUGUUGGGAUUUGGGGGAAGGUACUAUUGGGGGAGAAGGGGAGGGGUUAAGAGGGAAGGGAUAGUGGUGGUUUUUGCUUGGAUGUCCAGUCAAGACAGGCACGUGAACAGCUAUGUCGACCUUUACUCCUCUCUCGGUUGGGAUUCUCUCGUUUGCCACUCUCAAUUCCUGAACAUGUUCUUCCCUGACAAGGCUGAAAGUUUAGCAUUUGAACUUCUAAAUGAACUAAUUGAGGAGCUUAAGACUGGACCAUGCCCUUUGGUUUUAGCACCUUUCUCCGGUGGUCCGAAAGCUUGCAUGUACAAGGUUCUUCAGAUUCUUGAGGCAAAGAGUGAUUCACAAUUGAAUCCAGAUGACUGUCGGCUGGUUAGAGACUGUCUGUCGGGCCAUAUCUAUGAUUCAUGUCCUGUGGAUUUUACUAGUGAUUUGGGGAGACGAUUUGUCGUUCACCCAUCUGUCUUGAAAACAUCAAAUCCUCCUCGGAUGCUCUCAUGGAUUGCAAGUGGUAUUAGUAAUAGUCUAGAUGCUCUCUUCCUCAGCAGGUUUGAAGCUCAUCGAGCCGAGUAUUGGCAGACCUUGUACUCCUCUGUAAAUAUUGGGGCUCCAUAUCUUUUGUUUUGCUCAGAACAAGACGACCUUGCUCCCUACACUGUUAUUCGAAAUUUUGCCGGUAGACUACAGGAGCUUGGCGGUGAUGUGAAGCUUGUGACAAUGAAUGGCUCUCCUCACGUAGGUCAUUAUCGGCUUCAUCCAGUUGACUACAAGAAUGCUAUCACCGAGCUUCUCGGGAAAGCAGCUGCAGUUUACUCCAAAAGAAUCCGACGACUCGAGGGUGAAAGAAUGGGCUUAGAUGGUACCCACGAAGACAUAAAUGACCCAAUGUCCGACCUAAGGAAAGCAGCAGCAGGGAGCUCAACGAACGAAAGCUCUCAAGGAGCAAACAUUGCCCCACUGGCCGAUCAUAUGUUGAUGCAAACCUCGGAAGAGUAUUACGACCAAGGUAGAGAUGUUGGGUCGACAAUGCAAGAUCAACGCAAAGAAGGGUUGAUACGCGUACGUGGUGGACCUCCGACAAUCAAUGCUCAUGGAGUCCUCGGCCAAGUAUUGUUCGACGUUUGCGUUCCUAAGUACGUGGAAGACUGGGACAUAAAGUCGUCUGCUGCUUCCUUGAGCAAACAUCCCUAUACUUCGACUCGGCGACACACAACAUUUAACCCCAUGAAAUGCAUGCGACGGUCGAGACUGUGA